CAAAUUAUAAUUGGCUAAUUUGCUAAAGCCAAUCAGCCAGAAAGUCUGGCCAGAAGUAUUUGAUGGUUGUCACACGUUGUAGGACAUAUCAAGUAUAAAAAAGAGGAAAUAAAUACAUUGGCUUUCAAAAUAAAAGCACAAUUGUUGUCAGAAAAUACAACAAAAAAAAAAAAAUGGGGGGAUUUUUUUCCACAGCCAAGGUGAUCAAUACAACAUAUUGUUUAUUUGACCAACAAUCUAAACUGCUCUAUUUAAAACAAUGUACAAUUACAUAACGCCCGAUAAAUUACUUUUACAAUUCAAUAACUUCUCAAAUUUAUUGAUUAAUAUUAAGACUACAAAUGAAUACAUUUUGAUAGCAUCAUCAGAAAUAUAUAAUUCACCAUGACAUGUAUGAGACAAAAGCAGCAGGUGUUUUUGCUUCAUCAAUAACAACAAAACUAAACACAGCUAUGAUCUUCCUAAUGGGUGGCAGACCGGAAGUUUUGGCGUGUAAACGUGGCUAACUUGACGGUGUUUGGGCGUUAUUAAAGCUGCAGCAGCCGCAGAAGGUGGAGGAGGACAGAGUGACAGCAUGACGUUAAACGGAGUGCCCCGCAGCAGGAUGACGGUGACGCCGGUGGAAGAGUUUCUGAAGAAGCCUCCGGUGGGUUUCUCCGUGGAGCUGCUCGGCUCCGGUUACCGAGUUCACAGCGACGCGGAGAAGAGCCUGGUGCUCAUUGACGACUUCGACUCCUGCAUGGGGAAGAUAGUUUUCCAGAACUCGUUGGGAAGGAAAGUUAAGAUGCAGAAUCUGUGGGAGUACACCAGCAUGAGGGAGAGUCUGCUGUCCAAGAGGAUCUAUCUGCUGGUGUGUGCCUGUGAGGAGAUCUGCUCAGCCAGCAACAAGAAGGCAGCCAGUGAAGUGAGAGUUCUGCAGCAGUACGUGGUGUCCAUCGAUGGCAACGAUCCUUUCAUCAGGUGGCAGAUGGUGAAAGGUCUGGACUGGACCAUCUCCUCUGUCGCUGGGGAAAGCUACAGGGUGGAUGUUGACUUGACUGAACCUCUGGAGAGCUGGGCAGAAAAAAACAUUCAUGUCCUAAGUGACAAACCGAUAAAAACCGUGUGGACUGACGCCUCCUUCACCUUGAAGUACUAUUCCGAUGCCCUUUUUGACUUCCCACACUGGUUUGGCUUCAGCAAAAGAAAAUUUAAGCUGAGAAUGACAUGAAGCAGCAGCGAAUGAAGAGUGGAGUUUAUCAGCUCUGUUUUCGAUGGCGUCUGCUUCCUCAAAGAAGUUUCUUGAUCAGCAGACGGAAGGCUGUACUACAACCUGACAGGUGGAGGACCA
This is a messenger RNA of Larimichthys crocea (large yellow croaker), 1330 nucleotides long. It is a transcript of the gene medag, whose product is annotated as mesenteric estrogen dependent adipogenesis. The record is from RefSeq and is a predicted model, not a curated record. The coding region runs from base 575 to 1210 and encodes 211 amino acids. NCBI's taxonomy places the organism in Eukaryota, Metazoa, Chordata, Actinopteri, Sciaenidae. The transcript is spliced from 5 exons.